Molecule: messenger RNA, 2687 nt
Organism: Sorex araneus (European shrew)
Lineage: Eukaryota; Metazoa; Chordata; Mammalia; Eulipotyphla; Soricidae
Gene: BRMS1L
Product: BRMS1 like transcriptional repressor
Exons: 10
Coding region: 209-1201 (330 amino acids)
Biological process (GO): negative regulation of transcription by RNA polymerase II
Cellular component (GO): Sin3-type complex
Molecular function (GO): histone deacetylase binding
Source: RefSeq, a predicted model, not a curated record
CUCCGAGGCCGCUCUCCACCAAUGGCCGCGCUCCCGGAGCAGAGCCCGAGGGUUAGGUUGUGAGGCUCGGGCCGGGGGCGGGGAGGAGCCGAGGGGAUUCAGAACCAGCUCGGCCGCCGGGUGGGUCGGGGCGUUCGGCGCGCCCUUGCUUGGAGCGGCCGUGGCCGGGCUGGGCGCCGGCAGUGGGAAACGGCGGCGCGGCUGGAAAAUGCCAGUCCACUCCCGAGGGGAUAAGAAGGAGACGAACCAUCACGAUGAGAUGGAGGUGGACUACGCCGAAAACGAGGGGAGCAGCUCCGAGGACGAGGACACGGAGAGCUCGUCGGUCUCCGAGGAUGGCGACAGCUCAGAAAUGGAUGAUGAAGAUUGUGAAAGAAGAAGGAUGGAAUGUUUGGAUGAAAUGUCUAAUCUUGAGAAACAAUUUACCGAUCUCAAAGAUCAACUUUAUAAAGAACGAUUAAGUCAGGUGGAUGCAAAACUACAAGAAGUCAUAGCCGGAAAAGCACCAGAAUAUUUGGAACCACUGGCAACUCUACAAGAGAACAUGCAAAUUCGGACAAAGGUAGCAGGAAUCUAUAGAGAGCUCUGCUUAGAAUCUGUAAAGAACAAAUAUGAGUGUGAAAUACAAGCAUCUCGCCAGCAUUGUGAGAGUGAAAAGCUUUUGUUAUAUGAUACUGUCCAGAGUGAACUAGAGGAGAAGAUAAGAAGACUUGAAGAGGACAGGCACAGCAUUGAUAUUACAUCGGAGCUGUGGAAUGAUGAACUUCAGUCAAGAAAAAAGAGGAAGGAUCCAUUCAGCCCUGACAAAAAGAAGCCAGUUGUUGUUUCAGGUCCAUAUAUAGUCUAUAUGCUGCAAGAUCUUGAUAUUCUUGAAGACUGGACAACAAUUAGAAAGGCGAUGGCUACAUUGGGUCCUCACAGAGUGAAAACAGAACUUUUUGAUCUUAUCACUCCAGCACCCGUGAAACUGGAAAAGCAUUUGCACAGUGCUAGAUCUGAAGAGGGAAGAUUAUAUUAUGAUGGUGAAUGGUAUAUACGUGGACAAACAAUAUGUAUUGAUAAAAAAGAUGAAUGUCCUACAAGUGCUGUAAUUACAACAAUUAACCAUGAUGAAGUUUGGUUUAAGAGACCUGAUGGAAGCAAAUCUAAGCUUUACAUUUCACAGCUACAGAAAGGAAAAUACUCAAUUAAACAUUCGUAAUCAUGAUUUAAGUGUUAUCUAAACCUACCAACUAUGAUGUGCCAUGGGAGUAAAAAAUGUAUUCAGUAACUUAAUAUUCUCAUCAAGUCAUGAGAGACUGUGUAUUUGUAGGUAAUACUUGAGGUAGAGCUCAUAUUGGUAUGUUAUUAAAAGAUAUGGUAAUAAAAGUUUAAUCAGGAUCAUACUUUUAUUUGCCAUUAGGUUCAGUGGCAACAGAUAUAUAUGGUAGGGUUUUUUAAUUAAAUUUUUUUCUUUGUUUUUUAAAAACAUCAUGCAAGUCUUUUUUUUUUAAUCUCUAAUGAGUUAUGUUGCUAAAUGGUUACAUUGAUCAGCAAUUUUUUUGAUUUUCCAUAUCUUUGUCACUUAUCAAGUAUUUGUAAAUAAGCCUGAUAAAAUGUUUCCUAUGAAUUGUUUGUAUUAGUCCAUUAGUGUUAAAUCAGAAUUGAAAAUUAAACAUUUAUGUGAGUAUGUACAUAUGGCAUCAUCAGCUUAUUUAGAACUGAUGGCCUUAUCUUACAAUCUUGUUUUACCCCAAAUCAAGCUGUUGGAUUUGAAAGCUAAAAGGAGCACUUUUGUAGAAUAGCAGCUUUCCUUUUCCUCUUCCUUGAUUGUAUGGUGGUGACCUAUUUUUACAAAUUAUAUGUAAUGUUAAUUAGUAAAAUCAGUGUCAAGUAAUAACAUGCUUCUACAUGUAUUUCCUGUGACUUUUUUAGAGGGCAGGCAUUUAAGCCUGGUAUUUAUGAUGCAGUAAGUGGUGAACAGUGACUGACAGUAUUGUGGUGCUUGCUCUACAUGUCUGAAUUUUUUUUUUUAUUGAAGCAGAUUUUUAAUAAGCAUUUCCAGAGGUAAAACUAGGUUCUUAAUUCUAAUUUUAUUCCCAGGGAAAAAUAAGAAGGAAUAAUUUCCUUGAGUAUACCCCCAAAUUAAUUAAAAAAAAAAAUCCUUGGCAUUUUUACACUUUAAGGCCUCUUGGUGCAAUUUUGAAAGUUUUGGGUUUUCUUCCCUAGCUACAUUCAGAAUUAAUUUCUAAACCCUCAGGAACAGUACAAAGAAUUGAAACCCUCAAUAUGGCAGCAAUUGGCUGUCAUAUAUAUUAGGGUAUAACCAAAUCAAGUAUUCCUGGUGGUGUUUGUGCACUUUAGUUUCUGUUGAAAUGAGACUUAAAGAAUGAGAUCUACUUAUUAACACACAGGGCAGGACUAUUUGCAUUAUUCCGUUUAUUUUCUUACUAUUUUACCUCUGCAAAUACCUUCUGUGCAGAUCACUACUUCAUAGUUGCCAAAUGUUAAAAAUGUUUGACUUAUGAAAUUCAUUUAUCAGCAAAGUUAAAUACUUUGUUCUGUUUCUGAUUAUAAAUUCAGCAAAUGUAUAUAAUGUCAUGAUUGGAUAGUAUUUGACAGACUUAUGUAUACAAUGUUUCAUAAGCAUUUUUAAUAAGAUUUGUAUUUUUAAAUUUAGUAUAUAAUAAAAAUGUGUUUCCGUGUCA